This is a messenger RNA of Hypanus sabinus (Atlantic stingray), 2617 nucleotides long. It is a transcript of the gene snx16, whose product is annotated as sorting nexin 16. The record is from RefSeq and is a predicted model, not a curated record. Gene Ontology annotation, molecular function: phosphatidylinositol binding. Gene Ontology annotation, biological process: early endosome to late endosome transport; protein targeting to lysosome; endosome to lysosome transport. Bases 261 to 1307 code for a protein of 348 amino acids. Lineage: Eukaryota; Metazoa; Chordata; Chondrichthyes; Myliobatiformes; Dasyatidae. The transcript has 8 exons. Gene Ontology annotation, cellular component: late endosome; extrinsic component of endosome membrane; early endosome.
UAACCUUGCUCCCUGCGUCCAAUGGGCCGGUAGUGGGCGGUGACUCGCUCGCACACCUCCCUGGCACAGUUUAUUAAUUUGUAACGAAUGAGCAGGAGGCAGGGCCCAUGAUGAAUGGACUCGCAAGCCAGCCGACGCAGACCUGGCGGUUGUGCUGACGCGGCGGGAGGUAAUUGCGGGCGCUAUUCAGAGGCCACUUUGAUUUGCCUUCUGAUGCCUGGUAGAGAGAAACUGUUUACAGAAUACUGCUUGGUUAAAGGAUGACGACAUCAUUUGUACCUGUACCCUUACCUCUGGGGAAUCCCUCUGCUGGAACACCUGCAAAUAGAAGUCGGAGGAGUUCUUCACUUCAGUCUUUGGACAGUGCAUCCACCAGUUCCAACUCAUCAAAAGGUCAAGCGGACAGUUUACAUUCUGGUGGAUUUAGAAAAGCUGUCACUUCUGAGCACUUGGCUUCUACAAACUUGAUAAAUAACAGUCCUUCAUUAAGAACUAGAUUCAAUGGAUCAAACCCAGCAGUUGAAUAUUUGUCCAGACCUGUGGAAUCUGACAGAACAACUGAUUCAGCAAAUUGGGAAGACAGACCUCCCACACCUACUAUGUUAGGAUAUGAAGUUAUGGAAGAAAGAGCAAAAUUCACGGUUUAUAAAAUACUUGUGAAAAAUCAUCCGGAAGAAAGCUGGGUGGUUUUCAGGAGAUACACAGACUUUUCACGGCUAAAUGAUAAGUUGAAGGAGAUGUUUCCUGGUUUUCGUCUUGCACUUCCUCCCAAACGUUGGUUCAAGGAUAAUUAUGACCCUAAUUUUCUUGAAGAACGUCAACUUGGCCUUCAAGCGUUUCUGCAAAAUCUAGUAGCACACAAAGAUAUUGCUAACAGCACUUCAGUGAGGGAGUUUUUGUGUCUAGAUGAUCCACCAGGUCCCUUUGACAGUUUAGAAGAGAGUAGGGCAUUUUGUGAAACCUUGGAAGAAACUAACUACAGACUACAAAAGGAACUUGCUGACAAACAGAAAGAAGUUGAAUCUUUGAAGACAUUAUUGGAAGAAAAGCAUCUUCAUAUAGAAUUUUUAGAAAAUAGAGUAAGGGAAUUAAGCUUGGAACAAGAAAACACCCGUAGGCCCUCUGGACAGGACAGUGAAUGUAGCGGGGAAGUUGAAUCCUCGGCUAUAGAAGCUGACCAAGCUGUAACAGAGGAUAACAGUUUAGGGAUGGAGUCUGAUAAAGAACAAUCCAUAUCCUGCCAGAAUAGUCCUGUAACUGAAACUUCAUCAGUAGAAGAAGCCCAAGCUGCUGAAGAAGACAAAUAGAACACCAAGCAUUAGUAUUUGUUGAUGCUGAUGUUUAACCUUGCUGAUAAUAUAUUUUAACAAUAGCUGUAGCUGGAAUACAGCAAAAGGCUUUGUCUCUUAUUUGUUAUCUGUAUACGUUUUUAGGAUUUGCUGUUCUACAAUUAAAUAUUGAAAUAUUUUUGCUUGAUGCAACAGAUUUAUUAAUCUGCCCUGCUUGGCUACCUUGUGCAAUUAAGAGCUCAAUAAUUUAAUUACAAAUUGGGCUAUUGGUUCUAUUGUGGAUGCAUUCUGUCUUGUAGCAUUUGAGUUUUCUGUAAGUUGCAUUCAGUUUGCAUCUGGAAAAAUGCAGGAAUAAGUUUUGAUAACUUGCAUUACACAGUGAUGCAAAGUAAUCCAAGCCAUAGUUGCCCUGCAACAUGCAGGCAAAGUAACUUUCCAAAACUAAAUAAAUAGACAAGUCUGAAUGUUCUACAUACAAUGAUAUUGGGUUUCUUUAAAGCUAAAGUGCUGAAUUUUAAUGGAUCUCUAUAGAGUAGACUAAUUUAAGCUGAAUGCUUAAAUGUUCUCAAGCAAUGCAGUUUGUUUAAGCGAAUGGACACAAGCACAGCAUGUAAUUUUUUUUUUAGUUAUCUCAGUUAAACAUUUUACAUUUUUAUUGUAAGCAAACAUUCAAAUUUGUCACUUUUCCAAAGUAGCUAGAAUUAAUCUAAAGAUUUGAUUUGACAAUCCCAAAAUGUAUGGCUGUGUUUGCAAAGUUUUGACAAGGAAACAACAUUCACAGGUCACAUGGUGCAUGUUGUCUUUGAGUGUCCAAGUAUCAUUGGUAGAAGAUGCUUUCAAUAUAUGGUGCCUUUUAACUAUUGUUGAAAUCAAAGCAACGAGUUUUGCUUCACUAAUGUUGGUUCAUUAAGCUGCAUGUCUUGGUUCUGCAAAGUGCCUUGUUUUACAGGAUUUGCAGGAGUGGUGACCACAUUUGUCAAUUGAUUUUAUUUCAGAAUUCAAUGUAGUAUGUCAGAACUGCCUUUUUUUAAUAGAAUGUGUUUUUAAUUUAUGCUAGUAAUUUGGAUUAAGUUACAAAACCAUUAAAGAUGGAUAUUUAACUGGACUGUGGGUAUAAUCUUCCACUGAAAAUCUUGGUAAUGUUUUUGUUAUACAUUGUGUGCCAAAUUUGUGAAGAUUUUACUGCAUGACUUAAAGUACAGGCAAUCAUGUGGCUACCCACCAUGUUAAGAACAUUUUGUGUAGAAACAAAGCUUUCUGAAAUUUGCAUGUUUGAAUUAAAGAAAAUGCUGUUUUAUUUCAAAAAUAAAGAUUCUUUUGCCACUUGA